Scylla paramamosain (green mud crab) is the source of this 1363-nucleotide messenger RNA. Its product is annotated as cilia- and flagella-associated protein 57-like. The transcript is spliced from 7 exons. Bases 33 to 737 code for a protein of 234 amino acids. Gene Ontology annotation, molecular function: protein binding. The record is from RefSeq and is a predicted model, not a curated record. Lineage: Eukaryota; Metazoa; Arthropoda; Malacostraca; Decapoda; Portunidae.
UCUCUCUCUCUCCUGCAGAAGGCGCUGACGGGAUGGGGGCGGAGGUGGAGCCAGAGUAUGUGUUCGGGGUGCGGGGGGAGGUGGCGGGCUGCGUGGUGCACGUGGACCCCCAGACGGUGGCUUAUCCGGCGGGGGCGCUGCUGGUGCUACACAACACGGCCACACAUAGGCAGGAGUUCAUCAGCCUGGCGGAGGAGGCGAGACCAACAGUGCUUGCUAUCUCGCCCAAGAGACAGUACCUAUGCGUGUGCCGGGCUGGGGAGGCGGCGGCGGUCAGCGUGUGGGACGUGGCUGGCCGCAAGCGCCUACGGUUCCUGAGCUGCGGGGAGAUGGGCAGCGAGGGGUACGUGGCGGCCGCCUUCAGCCCAGACGAGCAAAUGGUGGCAGCGCAGGGAGGGGCCCCGGACUGGACGCUCGUGCUAUUCCUGUGGGAGAAGGGAAAGGUGUUCUCUGUCCUACGUCUAAGCGAUACUCCCGGCCUGGGUCCCGUGUCUUCCCUCUGCUACCACCCUGAGGACUGCGGUGUGCUGUCCGUGGUGGGCGAGCGAGUCCUCAAGCUCUUUAGACUCAACGACAAGCUGCUGAAGACGUGGGGUUACCAGGGAGGACUUAACCACAAUUGUCAAUGUCAGAUAUGGAAGGACCAACACACGCUGCUGGUGGGGACUGAGGUGGCCACUGUGCUGCUGCUGGAGGAGGGAGAACUGCGAACAGAGAUAAGGCAUCACACACCCUGACUUACAGAACGGCGACAAGCGUGGUCCCAGCGGCGGCGUGGCGGAGGGCAGCGGGGGGCGUCCUCUGGGGCCGCGCCACCGCCGCGUGUCAGCCCUGGCGGUGUUCAGCGGCGGCUUCCUGUGCGCGUGUGGCCCGGACAAGGUGUUCGUGUUCCAGAAGAGCGAGGACAUCAACGAGCACUUCUUCCAGCGUUACGUCCUGCGCCUGUGUGAGCCGAGUCCCGCCGCACUGGUGACGGGCCGCGGGGUACACACCAUCACUACGCUAUCCCUGUGUCCCUCAGAGAAGACCCUGGUGGCCGCAACACACACUAACCAGCUCUUCGUUAACCCCCUGCCCAGCCUCGAGCCGUCCACCCUCCCCAGCCUGCUCUUCUCGCCGGCUACUGGCACGCCUACACGAAAGGGCCCCUGGUGGACGCCGACACGUGCCUGUGGAAGCCCCUGGUGGUGUGACGGCGGACCAGGACAGGACGCUCAGAGUGUUGGGACUAUCGUCGCCACUCGCUUCUCCUGUGUCACGUCUUCAGGCAGGAUGUCUUCUCCCUCUCGGUGCAUCCUACGGGUUAGUGUGUGGGUGGGGGGGGCGGUGUUGGGGUUGUGUGAUAGGGUUGGGGUGUGGAAUG